GGUAGGGUAAAUGAGGUAGGUCGAAGGAUAAUUGCCGGAAAUGAGGCUGUGGCUCCGGGCUGCGGAGAUGCUAAGUGGGAGAGCAAUUGUUGACGAGCCAUUGUCGCUGUGCCUACUAAUCUGCGAGGGGAGGGGAGGAGACAAGGGAGACCAGGGUUGGACACUGAGCGUGGAAGAAGUGUGAGCGAGCCAGGGAGCGCUCUCGACGCGCGAGGGCGGGAGGCGGCUACCCGGGUCCUCCGCGCCGAGAAAGGGGCAGCAGGAGGCGGCGCGGGCCCCGCCCCCUCCCCUGGCGGGCGCGGGCGCGAGACGCUGCGCGGCGGCAGCGGCGGGCGCGAGCAGCAGCUGUCAGGCCACCGAGGUCCAAGCUGCACUUGCCGCCCCGUGGAGGACGAGGAGGAGGCAGGAGCGCUGACGGUGUCGCCGAGGAGCCGGACUGCCGGCACGCAGAGCCGACCGGCCUGGCCCCCGCGGCCCUCUCCCGCCUCUCUCCCAUUGUGUUGGAAUCCUAAAAAGAAAGAAUAUAACAACAACAAGAAAAAGACUUAAGAUUGUGACAAAGACCCAACUGGGUUUAUAUUUUAUUUUCUUCUGGGCUCUCUUGGUUAUAUACUCCUUUCCAUCUGGUGCUGCAACAAUGAGUGGGAAAUCCCUGCUCUUAAAGGUCAUUCUCUUGGGUGAUGGUGGCGUUGGGAAAAGCUCACUCAUGAACCGUUAUGUAACCAAUAAAUUUGACUCUCAGGCUUUUCACACCAUAGGGGUAGAGUUCUUAAAUCGAGAUCUGGAGGUAGAUGGACGUUUUGUAACUCUCCAGAUCUGGGACACUGCAGGGCAGGAACGUUUCAAGAGCCUUAGGACACCCUUCUACAGGGGAGCAGACUGCUGCCUCUUGACCUUCAGCGUGGAUGACCGGCAGAGCUUUGAGAACCUUGGUAAUUGGCAGAAAGAAUUCAUCUACUACGCAGAUGUGAAAGACCCUGAGCACUUCCCCUUUGUAGUUCUGGGUAACAAGGUAGACAAAGAGGAUAGGCAAGUGACUACUGAGGAGGCGCAGGCCUGGUGCAUGGAGAAUGGAGAUUACCCUUACCUAGAAACAAGUGCCAAAGAUGAUACUAACGUGACAGUGGCCUUUGAAGAAGCGGUCAGGCAGGUGUUGGCUGUAGAGGAACAGCUGGAGCAUUGCAUGUUAGGUCACACUAUUGACUUGAACAGUGGCUCCAAAUCAGGAUCUUCAUGCUGUUAAAAGUAGGAAGCCUUUUCAAAGUGUGCCCCAAAUUGGUCAGUCAGUAGCAUAAGAAUAACUGUGCCCCUCUAAGAGAGCACACACAUACAAAAAGGUGCGAGAUAAGGUUAUGAUGGUGAAUCAGAGCCUUUCAAAUUGAAGUUGUAGAGAGAUUUAAAAAAAAAAGCUUUAUCAAGCCAAGUGUAUUUUGCGUGAUUUCUGCUAUUUCCUUCUUGUGUGUAUCGGGACACUUCAGAAAGCUUUAGUCCUGAGAGAUUUAAAUAUUUUUCAAAUCACAGUUUAAACUUAGAAACCAGCCGCAUGAAGGAGUUAAAGAGCUACAGCUAUCCCUUAAAGCGUUCCAUUUAUCAACUAACAAAUGUCACCAUCAACUCUUGCCAAGCAGUUUCUGACAUGUCUGUCAAGGGGAAAAAAAAUAAGACUCUGAGCCGUAUUACAAUAAAAAUAAUAAUGCAAACAAAGAUGUUCUAAGCUUGAAUUAUAAAGAGGUUAUAAUGAUUAGAAAUGCAAAAGUAUAAUGAUGUACACUGCCUUGUUUAAAUCCUUAUGUGUGAUUUGCUCCCAGCUGAGCUUUUCAAGAAAUACUGUCUCAAGAAGAGAUACACUAACGACAUAGGAAAUUUAUUAUACUCCUUGUGUUUAAAGUAACAGGGUACUAGUGAAUGGAUUAUGCUCAAAUAUGCCAACCACCCUUGCAAAUAAAUGGUUGGUCUGCUUUCACGUCAUAAGUCUACUUUUGCUGUGCAGGGAUGUUGCUUCUCUGGCAACCUCGUAUCAAUUUAACAAUGCUGUUUAGUAUAUGACUUUGGACACACUGCACUCUGCUCAUAAUUUUGAUGGUCCUUUGGUCCACAAUACUUCUCUCAGAGAAGCCUUCAGAACAGAUGGGAGGA
Molecule: messenger RNA, 2136 nt
Organism: Vicugna pacos (alpaca)
Lineage: Eukaryota; Metazoa; Chordata; Mammalia; Artiodactyla; Camelidae
Gene: RAB9B
Product: RAB9B, member RAS oncogene family
Biological process (GO): Rab protein signal transduction; retrograde transport, endosome to Golgi
Cellular component (GO): late endosome; phagocytic vesicle; lysosome
Molecular function (GO): GTP binding; GTPase activity
Source: RefSeq, a predicted model, not a curated record